Molecule: messenger RNA, 963 nt
Organism: Penicillium diatomitis
Lineage: Eukaryota; Fungi; Ascomycota; Eurotiomycetes; Eurotiales; Aspergillaceae
Product: Proline iminopeptidase
Exons: 4
Coding region: 1-963 (320 amino acids)
Biological process (GO): proteolysis
Cellular component (GO): cytoplasm
Molecular function (GO): aminopeptidase activity
Source: RefSeq, a predicted model, not a curated record
AUGAGCGGCUAUGAACACUCGGAUUCCUUCGACAAGGGCGUGGUCCCCGUAGGUUCGAUUCACCAGCUUUACUACGAGCAAUACGGGAAGCGCGAUGGCAAACCAGUCCUCUACCUCCACGGUGGCCCUGGAGGUCAUAUCAGCAAAGCGAACACUGUCUACUUCAACCCCGAGAUCUACCGAGUGGUUCUCUUUGACCAGCGAGGCACUGGACGAUCCAAGCCUCUGCUAGAACUACGUGAGAAUGAUACUUCCCACUUGCUCGCAGACCUCGAAACACUCAGAGCGCAUUUCAAAAUCCCAAAGUGGCACAUGGUCUUUGGAGGCUCCUGGGGUUCUACCCUCGCUCUGCUCUACGCACAAGCCUACCCUCACGCUGUGGGCUCACUUGUCAUCUUUGGCGUCUUCACCGCCACGAAGUUGGAACUUGAUUGGUUCCGAGAUCCUCUUGGGGUCAACAAUCUGUUUCCUGAAGCCCAGGACGAAUUUUUAGAAUUCUUGUCGGAAGAGGAACGUGAUCAUCCAAACGCAAGUUACUACAAGAGACUCCAAUCGAAUGACCCCAAGAUACGGCUCGAAGCCGCAAGAGCAUGGAACCGGUGGGAUUUGAGUAUUGGUUGGGGUCCCAUGGAGACUCCAGACUUCCAGAUGCUGGAUGAUGAAGCGUGGUCGGUGCCGCAUGCUCUUCUCGAAGCUCACUACAUGGUGAACGACUUUUGGCUGGAUGACGGCCAGAUCCUGAAAAGUGAAAAUUUGGCCAAGAUUCGGGACAUUCCCGGUACGAUCCUCCAUGGUAGACAUGACAUGGUCUGUCCUCCCAAGACGGCAUGGAGACUUCAACGGGAAUUGCCUCACUUGCAACUGAUCUGGCUUUCAUCAGGCCAUAUGCCAUUUGCUUCUGAGACUCGUCAGCAAUUGAUGCAAGUCUGUGACCAGUAUGCAGAUCAGGACUACAGUGCAUGA